UGAACCCGUGUUGUUUAAAAGGAAAUGAGCAACAUGAGAGUUAAAGAUAUCAGACCGGCACCUGCCGAAAUUGAAUACAAAAAUAUGAAAUUCCUUAUUACUGAUCGGCCCAAUGACCAGACCAUUCAUACCUUUAUCCAAGAACUGAAGAAGCACAAUGUGAAAGAGGUAGUGAGGGUCUGUGAACCAACGUACAAAGUUGAAGAGCUUAAAACUGAAGGGAUAAAUGUUUUAGAUUUGGUUUUUGAUGACGGUACAUUUCCACCAAAUGAGGUGGUUGAUGAGUGGUUCGAGUUAUUAAAAAACCGAUUCCGUGAGACACCCGAGGCAUGUGUAGCGGUACACUGUGUCGCUGGACUGGGUCGAGCGCCUGUGUUAGUAGCACUUGCUCUAAUUGAACUUGGACUAAAGUACGAGGAUGCCGUUGCUCUUAUCAGAGAGAAGAGACGAGGAGCCAUUAAUUCAAAACAAUUAGCGUACUUGGAGAAAUAUCGUCCAAAGUCUCGACUUAAACUCAAGAACGGCCAGAAGAACUCGUGCUGCGUCCAAUAGAAACUUAUUUUCUUUUUUUAAAGCGGGGUUCUCUUCAAAAAUAACAAUAAUUUAAAAAUCAACUAAAUAAUUGAUAAUUGGCAAAAAAAAAGUUAACUAAUUUUACAUUAAUUGCA
Microplitis mediator is the source of this 668-nucleotide messenger RNA. Its product is annotated as PRL-1 phosphatase. The record is from RefSeq and is a predicted model, not a curated record. Gene Ontology annotation, molecular function: phosphatase activity. The transcript has 4 exons. Gene Ontology annotation, biological process: protein dephosphorylation. Bases 25 to 552 code for a protein of 175 amino acids. NCBI's taxonomy places the organism in Eukaryota, Metazoa, Arthropoda, Insecta, Hymenoptera, Braconidae. Gene Ontology annotation, cellular component: nucleus.